Emys orbicularis (European pond turtle) is the source of this 525-nucleotide messenger RNA. It is a transcript of the gene FAM180A, whose product is annotated as family with sequence similarity 180 member A. Lineage: Eukaryota; Metazoa; Chordata; Testudines; Emydidae. The coding region runs from base 1 to 525 and encodes 174 amino acids. The record is from RefSeq and is a predicted model, not a curated record. The transcript is spliced from 3 exons.
AUGCACUGGAAGACUUUGCUACUGCUGCUUUUCUAUUAUAAUGCUCAUGCCACUGUGAGCCCGAGGUGGAACAGAGCCAUGCUUUUCCCAGAUGCUCAGCGGCUUAAGAGAUGGUCGUCAUCUGCCCCCGUGAGCCCGGUGCUGCAGAACUCGCUGGAUGAUGUGAACAUGCUUUUUGAGUUUCUUUUAGCUGAGAUUGAAAUUGACAGAAGUCUGAGGAUCUCCAUAAAAGACGAGGAGCUGGCUUCGCUGAGGAAGGCCAAAGAAUUUGACACUGUCUGCAAUGACAUUAUCCCCAAGAGCAUCACAGAGAUUCGUCGGCUGAGUGCCAGGCUGUCUGACUACCCGAGGGUCCUAAAGAAAGAAGAUUUUGAAAGGACAGUGUUGACCAUGGUCUACACAGCCUACAGGGCAGCUCGAUCUCGGAUGCACCAGAAAGACUCUUGGGCUGAAUCCUUCAUCAGUCUCUACAAGGCCCUGAAGCAGGACUUGAUGUUCUCAUACAGCAAAAAGCCAUUGCAUUGA